This is a messenger RNA of Euleptes europaea (tarantolino), 508 nucleotides long. It is a transcript of the gene LSM10, whose product is annotated as LSM10, U7 small nuclear RNA associated. Lineage: Eukaryota; Metazoa; Chordata; Lepidosauria; Squamata; Sphaerodactylidae. Gene Ontology annotation, cellular component: cytoplasmic U snRNP body; nuclear body. The transcript has a single exon. The coding region runs from base 49 to 420 and encodes 123 amino acids. Gene Ontology annotation, molecular function: histone pre-mRNA DCP binding; U7 snRNA binding. Gene Ontology annotation, biological process: mRNA 3'-end processing by stem-loop binding and cleavage. The record is from RefSeq and is a predicted model, not a curated record.
ACUUGACCGGCACGUAUUUCUGCUUUAGCCAUUAGAUGGUGCUUCGCCAUGGAGAUCAGCCACUCUGUUAAGGAGCGCACCAUCUCUGAAAACAGUCUGGUGAUCCUGCUACAGGGCCUCCACGGGCAGGUCACCACAGUGGAGCUGCGGAACGAGAGUGUGGCUGUGGGCCGCAUCACCAACGUCGAUGCCUUCAUGAACGUCCGCUUGGCUGAGGCAACGUUCACAGACCAGUAUGGCUGCUCCUCCUGGAUGGACAGCCUCUUCGUGACAGGAAGGAACAUUCGCUAUGUCCACAUCCCCGAUAAUGUAGAUAUCAGGACCACAAUUGAGAAACAGCUUCAGCUCAUCCACAGAGUCCGCACCUUUGGUGGUAGAGACAAGGGGAGGAAGGAGUUUCUCAGGUCAAAGGACAAAUGAAUGGGACUGGCAGUGUGCCCUGACCUUAUUCUGUCCAUUCUGGUUGUUCUGCAGUAAAAUAUGCUCUCUUGAGUUAGGGCUUCACAUG